This is a messenger RNA of Dissoconium aciculare CBS 342.82, 2272 nucleotides long. RefSeq names its product endoplasmic oxidoreductin. Bases 205 to 2112 code for a protein of 635 amino acids. The transcript has 2 exons. Gene Ontology annotation, molecular function: FAD binding; protein-disulfide reductase activity; thiol oxidase activity. The record is from RefSeq and is a predicted model, not a curated record. Gene Ontology annotation, biological process: protein folding in endoplasmic reticulum. Gene Ontology annotation, cellular component: endoplasmic reticulum membrane; endoplasmic reticulum. NCBI's taxonomy places the organism in Eukaryota, Fungi, Ascomycota, Dothideomycetes, Mycosphaerellales, Dissoconiaceae.
GCGGAUUAUUCAGGCACAUUGUACACUCCAAAUAGAUACCUGCUUGAGGCCACAUGUAUUGAGUCAAUCAACUUCCGUUCUUCCUCCAUUUGUGAUCUUCCUUGCCACUCCCCGAUGAUCCGCGAAAUCUGAACUCAACCCGCUAUUCUGGAAAUCGCUCGCAUCGCACAAUUCGAUACAUCGUCUGAAGACGAAUAGACGAACAUGCGGCGCUCAGCCUCGAAUGCUUUCUUUCUCGCCGUAUUCGCCUUGUUCGCUGGCAAAUGUAUAGCGACUCCGACGUCACAUGGCAGCCCAAAUGUUUGCGCAUUUGAGCCUACGGCACAAGUAUCAGAUGCUUGUGCAUCAUAUGCAGAUCUCGACCGACUGAACGAUCAACUACAUCCCUUUGUCCGAAACCUCGCCAAUAACACAGAUUUCUUCUCAUACUAUCGGCUGAAUUUGUACAACAAGGAGUGUCCUUUCUGGAAUGACGAAAACGGUCUCUGUGGCAACAUUGCAUGUGCGGUCACGACACUCGAAAAUGAGGAGGAUAUCCCGGCAAUAUGGCGUGCAGAGGAGUUGAGCAAACUGGAAGGUCCGAAAGCCCAGCAUCCUGGCAAAAAGCAGCAGAAAGAGCGGAAACGACCAUUGUUGGGCGAGUUGGGUGAAGGUGUUGGCGAGAGCUGUGUGGUGGAAUAUGACGAUGAAUGUGACGAGCGGGAUUACUGUGUGCCAGAAGAUGAGACUUCAGGAGGGAAGGGAGACUAUGUGAGCCUCGCGGACAAUCCAGAGCGUUUCACGGGAUACUCAGGCGAGGGCGCACACCAGGUGUGGGAGGCCAUCUAUCGAGAGAAUUGUUUUUCAAGACCGAAUGCUGCGCAGUCAUCACAGAGUAUAUCUGCGAGCAAGAACAUUCUCUCUCCGAACCAGGCCCAGGCAUCGAUUGAUUUCAAGCAGGUCAUGAAGGCGCACGAACGUCAGAAUGCCCUUCAACCUGGUCGAGUGGAAGAAUCGUUCGACAUCGAGGAUGAAUGUCUGGAGAAGCGCGUCUUCUACCGUGUCAUCUCCGGCAUGCACGCCUCCAUUUCUACCCACCUGUGCUACGAUUACCUCAACCAGACCACAGGUCAAUGGGGUCCCAACUUGCAAUGCUACAAGGAUCGCCUCCAAGGACACCCCGAGCGUAUCGCCAACCUGUACUUCAACUACGCCUUCGUCCUACGUGCCGUCAGCAAACUUCGCAAUUACGUGCAGGAUUACACUUUUUGCACGGGCGACCCUCUUCAGGACACGCAAACGAAGCGGAUGAUUACCACCUUGGCCGACGCAAUUCCAGCAGGGCCACAAAUCUUUGAUGAGAGCGUGAUGUUCCAGGACUCGAAGACUGCGGGUGGCAUCAGCCCGUUGAAAGAGGACUUCCGCAAUCGUUUCCGCAACGUCAGCCGUAUUAUGGACUGCGUGGGCUGCGACAAGUGCCGUCUGUGGGGCAAACUUCAGACUGCAGGAUUUGGGACGGCAUUGAAGGUCCUUUUCGAAUUUGACGGCUCUGAGGGAGCUUCGAAAAGUCAGGCCAGCGAGCCGCUUCUUCGACGUACGGAGCUUGUCGCUCUAAUCAACACCUUGGACAAGAUAAGCCAUGCGCUCAAGGCGCUCGAACAUUUCCGGAAUAUGGUUGCGGCAGAGACCGAUCCUAGCAUCAAAGCUGACGCAAGCGUUCCUGCGCUUGACUUCGCCGACCUCGAAAAGCGCCUCGAGGCAGACAGCAAUCAGGCGGAAUCCGCAGCGAAGCCAUUUGAACCCGCUACUCCGAACAAUGUGGUAAUCAAGCAGCGCAAGAAGAAGUCACCCACCGAUAAGCAGAAGCCGAAGAAGAAACCGGCUCCACGUCCUACGAAAAGCAGCACUGGAACUAGCGGCGAGGAUGAAAUAUCCCUCUCCGAGCUGUUCAUCAGCGAGGUCAGCCUCGUCUUUCGAGCAUGGGUCUUUGUCCUACGUAGUUGGAUCGAACUGCCGGUCAAACUACCAGGCAUUCUCUCCGAGGAGGUGCUCCGAUUAUGGGAUUUCUGGCUUGGGUGGCCAAUGCGGCCGCGGACGUGGAAGAUUGCAUUCCCGUCGAGGGAUGAAUUAUGAUCGUCGUCACGAUUGUGGCUAUGAAGUCUUGGUCUAUGUUUCUGCCCUGUAGUUGCAUUCUAGAAUGCACGAUAGCGCUACAUUUUCUGUAUAGAUUCCUCUUCUUCUAUUAAUGAUAGCAUUUAGAUGGUAUGGGAUCGAUGCUUUGGUCUUCUCCUUG